AUGUCAGACGUGGUCAACGUGCGGGUGAAGGUCACCAACUUGUUGGAUCAGCAGAUCACAGGGAUCAUCCACUCGUUCAACCCGUCGCAAUCUGUUCUAGCAUUAAAGUUGGAUCCUUCCAAGAUCAGGAUCAUCAACACUGCAUUUGUCAAGGCCGUGCAAGUGGUGCCGCCUCACUACAAAAAAUACAACAAUAGUCAUAAAUACUCGCAUCCCCGUCCGUCCAAGGUGGAUCUCCGCAAGCUCGAGGCUGACUUGAACGAGUCGAUUGCCAGGUAUAGGCCUGAGCAGCCCAAGCUGGAAGGCAAGCCCGAGGCCAAGCUGGAGGGCAAGCUGGAAAGCAAACCGGACAAGCCCAAGCCUCUGCAUACGCAAAAGCAGCAUCAGAAAAGACGAGACUCGAGUGCCCACGCCCUCACGAUUUUCAACAACUUGACGGCCAAGUUCGGCAAGGAAAACGUGCAGUGGCUCUCGAACGACUCGAUCAAUGUUUUCAAGGAUGUGGUGAUUGCCAAGCCGUAUACAUUGAACAAGAUGGGCGGCAAGCGGUCGCCGAGGGCCGAGGAGGUCAAGAAUGCAUUGAGGGAGAUCCUCUUGGAUGUCGGGCCCGGCAAGCGGGGUGGUUAA
Messenger RNA from Candidozyma pseudohaemuli, 627 nucleotides. RefSeq lists its product as uncharacterized. The transcript has a single exon. Bases 1 to 627 code for a protein of 208 amino acids. NCBI's taxonomy places the organism in Eukaryota, Fungi, Ascomycota, Pichiomycetes, Serinales, Metschnikowiaceae. The record is from RefSeq and is a predicted model, not a curated record.